This is a messenger RNA of Nyctereutes procyonoides (raccoon dog), 2134 nucleotides long. RefSeq names its product SH2 domain containing 2A (gene SH2D2A). The record is from RefSeq and is a predicted model, not a curated record. Lineage: Eukaryota; Metazoa; Chordata; Mammalia; Carnivora; Canidae. The coding region runs from base 28 to 1293 and encodes 421 amino acids. Gene Ontology annotation, cellular component: cytoplasm. The transcript has 8 exons.
CAGGGGCUCAGUUCCUAGCCUGGCCCCAUGGAGCUCCCCCUGGCCCAGAUCUGUCCCCAAGGAAAUGGCAAAGCCCCUGACCCUACCUUCAGCACCUUCCAGCCCCUGGAGCUGCCCCGCAGGAGCUGCCAGGACCUGGGCUUGCUCCAGGGGCCCAGGCUCCAGGCCCUGAAGGCUGAGGAUGCCCAGCCCAGCCCCAGGGUCCCAGCUGUCCACACUGUGGCAUCUCCUCAACCCCGAGAAGCUGCCUCUAGCCCAGAGGAUGCCGAGAAGGCUGAUGAGGUGUUUGGGGAAGGAGGCCAGUCCCUGCAGGCCGAGACCCGGGCUUGGUUCCAGAAGACCCAGGCCCACUGGCUCCUGCAGCACGGGGCAGCCCCAGCCUGGUUCCACGGCUUCAUCACCCGGAGGGAGGCUGAGAGGCUGCUGGAGACCAAGCCUGAGGGAUGCUACUUGGUGCGGUUCAGUGAGAGUGCUGUGACCUUUGUACUGACCUACAGGAGCCGGACUCGCUGCCGCCACUUCCUGCUGGCCCAGCUUGGGGAUGGGCGCCACGUGGUGCUAGGUGAGGACAGCGCUCACGUGAGGCUGCAGGACCUGCUGCGACACUACACAGCGUGCCCGCUCAGCCCCUAUGGGGAGACACUCACCGAGCCCCUGGCCCGCCAGACUCCCGAGCCUGUCGGACUUUCCCUGAGCACUGAAAUGCCGGACUCUGGAAACAAAAGCCAGGACUCACACCCUCAGUAUGGCUUGAUCCUCAAAAAGUUGCAGAACGUAACCCCCACGCAGAAGGAGGGGGCCGGGGAGCCCAAGGAGUCUCCCCAGCAGCCCAGGCCCAAGCCUCCCUUGCCUGCGAAGCCCCAGCUGUCCCCCGAAGUCUACACAAGCCCGGCUCCGAAGCCCCGCCCGGCCCCGCCCCCCAAGCCCUCCCAUCCCAUCUACCAGGAGCCCGACGAGCCCAUCGCCUUCUACGCCAUGGGGCGGGGCAGCCCCGGGGAAGCCCCGUGCAACCUCUAUGCGGAGGUGGAGAUGGAGGUCCCUCCUGGGGCCGGGGGGCCACCCUGCGUCCUCGGGCACCGGGCCCUGCGAAAAUGCCGGUCCAGGCCUGUCCCAGGAAGCCAGAAUCCAGGAGCCUGGCGACCACAGUCUGAGAACUCUGUGACUGGACAAGGCCCUCCUGUGCCCCACCAGCCUCUGCCCUGCUGGGGGCACACCCUCCCUCACAAUCUUUCUAGACAGAGGACAGAAGAAGACAAAGGACAGGUGUGGCUUCCCCUGGGGCCUCCCCAGUAGCACGGUGAGUCUGAGCUGGGGGAGGAUAACCUAGAACCCCAGGUGCUCUUCUCAGGAAAUGUGCAUGGAACAAACCAUAGGCAAUCAGACUAGAAAGGACCUCAGCCAUCAUCUACUGCAAAGAUGGCACAGAGGUGUCAUCUCACAUGCCAACUGCCAUCCAUUGGUCGCGGCUGCCUAGAGCUCUGCGCUGUGAAGGAUGUUCAGGUCAUCUCCACACUCAGCAGAACAGAGCACCGUUAUUGAUUAGUGAUGUCUGUUGUGGGCAGAGAGGGAGGCAGUAUAACAGCGUCUCUUUUGCCAUCACUGAUCCAGGCCAAGCGCCCGGAGGUGCAGAUGUGGAGACAAGCCAGAGAGGGAUAGUGACUGGGCCAGGGCCAAGGACUAGAACCCGGGCUUCCUAGGUCCCUUGCCUGGCACCCUUUCUUACCCCAUGUCCUCCUCUCCACAGGAAAUGUCAGAGAUUUCCUGACAGGAAAUCUGGCUGCUCUCCAGAGUUCCACAGCAUGGAGGCCUGGGUGCCGGUGGAACUCCAGAUCCCAGUUUAGCCCCAUUCCCUGGACAGAUCAGGGCCCCCACAAGGAAGCCUGGAGUUCAGAGGAGCGGAUGCAGACUCAGCUCCCUUUCAGGGACCCAGGCACAGGCUCCCUCCCCAAAGUCCCGGAGAACCCGGUGGGUGGUGGUGGUGGUGGGUUGGUGAUGCGCAGUCCUCCAAGGAAGGGUGCAAGGGUGCCCCUGCUGCCUCCCACUGCCCUAGCUUCUCCUCCUGGAGUCUGAUUUCCUUGGCCCUCUGAGCCUUAGAGUCUGGGCCCUGGUCCAAUGCUGCUGUUGUCUGAGGAAU